AUGCAGAACCCAUACACGGCGUCGAGUGGUGUGGGCGGCGGUCACACAACGGACGACACGGCGUACGACCCGACGUACGGCCGGAUCGGCGGACCAAACCUUAGCCGAAAUAUUUACGGCCAAACCCAGAAGAGGAGCAGCGCAUCCAUGCCCUGGGCCUACAACUCACGGGAAGGCACUUACUAUGGAGAAUGGGAUGAAUGA
Messenger RNA from Medioppia subpectinata, 204 nucleotides. NCBI's taxonomy places the organism in Eukaryota, Metazoa, Arthropoda, Arachnida, Sarcoptiformes, Oppiidae. The record is from the annotation of a GenBank genome assembly.